This is a messenger RNA of Myotis daubentonii (Daubenton's bat), 7154 nucleotides long. Its product is annotated as MON1 vesicular trafficking associated B. The record is from RefSeq and is a predicted model, not a curated record. Gene Ontology annotation, cellular component: synaptonemal complex; Mon1-Ccz1 complex. Gene Ontology annotation, biological process: protein targeting to vacuole; vesicle-mediated transport; synaptonemal complex assembly. Lineage: Eukaryota; Metazoa; Chordata; Mammalia; Chiroptera; Vespertilionidae.
AAGAGGCGGAUACCGGGAUGGGAGAAGGAAGCCGGCUUCUCUUGAUUGGGCCAUACGGAGGGCCGUGCGCCCCCGUACUCCGGAUUGGCUGACCGUGAGCCGCGCCCCCCUCACGCCAACAGCCUUCGGUACGAGAAGUGCGCCAGGCUCGCCUCGCGUAGCCAGUUUGGUGCAAAGGCGUGCACAGGGGGCUCGCUGGGUUCCCAACCAGACCCGACGUAGACCCGGGAGUGGUGCGCUCCUUCUCAACGAACCGAGGGUAAACGAGCACUAGGAGCGUGGACACGAGGGCUAAGCUCAGUAAAGGCUUUUAGGAAGUUUCUUUUGCUGCCCGUCACCCUCACUUCCCCUGCCGUCCAGGGAUGUGCAGAUGGAGGCCGGAGGAGACGCUGCUGCCCCAGCCCCCGGGGACGCGGAGGACUUGGAGGACACGCGGCUCCCCAGUGAGGAGGCUGGAGACGGUGGAGGCGUUCAGGAGGACCCCACAGAUUCCGAGGACCGGAGCCUGGAGGAAACAGGAUCCGAGACCAAGGACCAGCCACCCAGCCUGCUGUCACCACUGCCCCAGUCAGAGUCCCCUUCAUGUACCCCUGGGCUCUGGGAUCCUGCAGCCUCUGAGACUAAUGCCAUGGAUGACUCUGAGAGUGGCUCCGGGGGCCAGGGCGGAGAUCCAAGUGACGAGGACUGGCGCAGCAAGCGAAAGCACGUGUUUGUACUGAGUGAGGCAGGCAAGCCCAUCUACUCGAGGUACGGUAGUGUGGAGGCACUGUCGACUACCAUGGGUGUGAUGACAGCUCUCGUGUCUUUCGUGCAGAGUGCAGGAGAUACCAUCCGCGCCAUCUAUGCUGAGGACCACAAGCUGGUGUUCCUACAGCAGGGCCCACUGCUGCUGGUGGCUGUGUCAAGGACUCCUCAGUCAGCAGCCCAGCUGCGGGAGGAGCUUCUCGCCGUGCACGCACAGAUCGUGAGUACACUGACCCGUGCAAGUGUGGCCCGCAUCUUCGCCCGCAAGCAGAACUACGACCUCCGCCGCCUGCUAGCCGGCUCCGAGCGCACCCUAGACCGGCUUCUGGACAGUGUGGAGCGGGACCCAGGUGCCCUGCUCCUGGGUGCCGUGCGCUGUGUGCCCCUCACUCGCCCGCUGCGGGAAGCACUGGGUACACUGCUCCGACGUUGCACAGCACCUGGCCUGGCACUGUCCGUGCUGGCGGUGGGUGGUCAACUGGUGACAGCAGCCCAGGAGCGGAAUGUGUUGGCUGAGUGCCGGCUGGACCCAGCUGACCUGCAAUUGCUGCUCAACUGGGUCAGUGCACCUGCCUUUGCAGCGGGGGAAGCGUGGGCACCUGUGUGCCUGCCACGCUUCAACCCAGAUGGUUUCUUCUAUGCCUAUGUGGCCCGCCUGGACGCCAUGCCUGUCUGCCUGCUGCUACUUGGCACUGACCCUGAGGCCUUCCAUGACAUGGCCACCUGCCGGCGCCUGGUAGAAGACGGCAUGCACACACUUGGUGCCAUGCGUAACCUUGGGGAGGCUGCCAGUUUCUCUAAUGCCCCAUCAGCCACCGCCCCAUCCUACAGUGUGCAGGCUGUGGGAGCACCUGGCCUUCGGCACUUCCUCUAUAAGCCACUGGACAUCCCUGACCAUCACCGCCAGCUGCCUCAGUUUACCAGCCCUGAGCUAGAGGCCCCAUACAGCAGAGAAGAGGAACAGCAGCGUCUAUCAGACCUAUACCACCGCCUGCAUGCUCGCCUCCAUAGUACCUCCCGGCCUCUGCGCCUCAUUUACCACGUGGCUGAGAAGGAGACACUGCUGGCCUGGGUGACCUCCAAAUUUGAGCUCUAUACCUGCCUCAGCCCCCUGGUGACCAAGGCAGGUGCCAUCUUGGUAGUGACCAAACUCCUACGCUGGGUGAAGAAAGAGGAAGAUCGGCUUUUCAUUCGUUAUCCACCCAAGUACUCGACACCUCCGGCAGCCUCAUCUGCCUCUACGGACCAAGCUUCCCAUAAUGGCUUGUUCACUGGAUCUUGAGAGGCAGAACCUCCCAGAUUGGGCAGUGCUGGGAACAACUACCUUUGGCUCUUACCUUCUGUCUCCACCCUGGAAAGGGGGAGUUGGAAGGGGUGGGGUGGUUGAUGGUGGUGUCUGUGGCCGGUCUCUCUCCCUGGACAAUAGGGCAAGAUCUGAGGGCUUGCCCACGAAUGAGAGAUGACUGGACAUAGGUCAGCAGGCUGCCUCCUCAGCCCCUCACAUGCUUCUUCCCUUCCCUCUGCCUCACUAUCUCCACUUGGAUGAUGUUCCAGCCUCUGUCAGGGACUUUCUCCUCCGAUACCUAGGCACCGUGCCCUCUGUCCUGCAUCUGGAGUCGGCCUCCUCAGUGGGCUCUUAGCCCUGAGUCUCCAGGGCUGGCCAAGGUCUCUGUGGGUGACCCAUGGGGCCAGCCUGUGCUGGAACUGACCUAAAGAUACUUAAAAGAAAAGGUCUAAACCAACCCCCACAGGGACAUUCCUUUGCCCUUGUUGUACUUCACCUCCCUGUCAAAAGGGACCCCAUCAGUGUUGGCUGCUGCUAAUGUUUAUGAGAAAGGCGGUCCUCACAGUCUGUCUGUCUGUCUGUGUAACCCAGGGCAAAGCCCCCGACUUCACACAGAGAUCCAGAAUUUUUACGUAGGAGGUGACUUAGCUUCUAAGGCUCCUUCUGCUCAUUCGUGAAAUAGAGAUAACUGACCUCUCACCGGCUAAGUGAGCAUUUGUGAAUGAAAAGGGACUCGGACUCUUGUGUACCACCCACGACACAUGUACAUUUGCCCCAGACUUUCUUACAACCUGCACUACACAAGCAACCUGGAGGGGGCGAGACCGCUUUCUAAUUUGUAUAUGUACUCACAACACUCGGUCCCCAAUCACUAAGACCCUAGUUCUAGCCUUGUUUUCUCUAAGCGAAUUACAGCCGCAUGUCACUGAGCCCACGGAAACUCCCUUGCUCUCAUCCUGGUCCAGUGAGCAGACUGCGCUGCACGCAUGCGCGCUGCAGAGCCUGCCUGCCCUCGCGUGCUUCCCCCUCCCCCCAUCAAUUGUCGAAGGCGCAUGCGCCUAACUCCUGUUUGGAAAAUGGCGGCCAAGUUGGAGCCGCUGGCGGUCUCGGAGGAGGCGGCGGAGGGCGAGGGCGAGGGAUGCGCGGGUAAGCCGGCUGCUCCGGCCGGGGCAGAGGGGAAGCCUCUGUCCCAGUCCAAUAGAGAGGGAUUGAUAGCGGUUCCAAAAAAAAAAAAAAAAGUGAAAAUGUAGGCCUUUUAUUACAAGGUAAAUAAUACUCUUCAAGCAACCUAUGGAGGUAGACAUUCUCACAAAAACCACUCUGCUGCUGCUGCCACAUCUGAGGAAAUUCACAGUAACUCCCCACCCUCUGACACCCAGGCGGUUCACACGUUGUGUGGACUCUUAAAUCCUAAUCCCACGGACCAGACCGCUUUUCUCCAGGGCGUUGUGACAAUGAUGCCCACACCUUCGUGCAGGGGGAGCGGGGGGAGGGUGGAUUGCCAUCUAGAAAAGAAGAAUGCAACCCGCCACCGUGCCGCCAGAUUCUCUAAACUAUAGGAAUGUUCAGAAUGGACCACAGUACAGGAAAUAGCAUGAUGCGUGCCCGUGUACCCGUCACUGUUUCAACAGCUGCCACCUUUCUGCCCUCCGUUCACCCAUAGCCCCCUUUCUGCAGCCUAAACCGCUGUGUGAAUAAACAUGGUUGCAUUUUGUCCAGACCUGCCUGCAGACAUCGACCAUAUCUUGUUUAUUGUCCUGUCAGCGCCAUGAGAACCAUUCGUUGCUCUUUCCCCGAGGCCCAAACAGUGCCUGCUUGGCACAUAGUAGGUGCUCAAUAAUUUGUGUAUUGUAUGAACAAUGAAGUAACGAACAUGGGGAGCUCUCUCAGAUUAGGGCCAGCUUUCAACAGAGGAGGGACAGAAAUGAGGCCGAUGCCAAUAGAUCUCAUUGAUUGAGCACUUACUGCAGCUGCCACUGUGCUGCAAAGCUUUUAGUAUCCACUUUCAAAUUUGUCACAAUUGAAGUUACUUCAUCAGCAAGGAGGAAAUUUAAGAGCAGGUGAUGUUACCAUUUUAGCCAUUAACAUUGGCUUUAUAAAAGGAGAGGUGAUAUCUAUUAUUGAUUACUCUGGGGGGAAAGGCCACCUUUUGUCUCACUUGGAGAGCUGACCAGCAAACGCUUAGCUGGAUGCAGUUUGGCAGAACAUUCUAGCAUCUAAAAUGCUAGUCACCAUAUUCGGCCACAGUGCUUAGAAAUCAGGAAAAUACAGAGAUACCUGGGCCAGAAAAAGUCAUUAGGAUGUUGUUGAUGGAAGCCAAAAAAAGGAGCAAUUAUGGAAAUUGCUAAGCUUAGGUAUAUUCAUGCAUAUUGUGGAAUGCCUGUGUGUGGUGGACCUUUAAAAUUUUUUGAGCAGCAGGAAAAAGAAAUGGUUAAAUUGCAAUUUAAUUUAAAAUAAUUAAAAUUUAAAAGGAUAAGACCAUGAUUUAUUGGCACAGAAUGAACUCUAAAAAGAUAUUUUUAUGAGUAAAAAGCUUGGAUUUUCAAAAUAAAGUAGAAGCAAUGUCAGCCAUAGCCCUUUGUAGGUUGCACAGAAAAAUAUCCGAAGGCAAAGGCCUCACUGAUGACUCUUAAUAAGGGACUUGGAUCUUGGGGGCUGUGCAAAAGUGGAGACAUUUUUGUGAUUGUUUUUCUUUUAGGAAACUAAGUAGCACUGUAUAAUUUUUUAAAAGAUGAGAACGAGGGAAAUUUGAAUUGCAUCCGAGAAUCAUAUAUUAAUGUUGAUUAAUAUUGGCAUCUUGGUUUGGAUGGUUAUACUGUGGUUAUCUGGUAGAUUCCCCUUGAAUAGAGUAAAUAUACACUGGAACAUUAAGGAAUAAUGGGCCAUGGUGCCUGCGAUUUAUGGUACAGAAACGCUCACAAAUGGGAAACCUGAUACAAGGCAAGUAGGAGCAUUGUGGUCUAUUUCUACAACUUUUAUGUACAUCUGAAAUGAUUUCAAAAUAAAAUGUUUAAAAGGGGCUCGUGCAUUAUAAGCUGUUUUAUAACAUGGAUUUAAAAACACUUUUAUCACGUUGUUAGUUGGAUUAUUUAAAAGAUUUGCUGAUCACCCAUGAUCUUACCCCAAUGACUAGGACUGGAAGUGCAGGGGAGAGGAAAAACAGAUGGAGCUUUCACAAAAAUGGCUGCAAAAGCCAGCUAUAAAAGGCAUGGGGACAGUCGGGGAAAUCACAUAUGUUCUGGGUACUAGAUGAUAUUAAUGAUCCAAUGAUUAGUGAUAAUUGUUAAUAUUGGUAUAAUUAUAGGAUUGGAGUCAUCUAAGAAAAUGUCUUCAAGUAGUGAAACUUGGUACCUGGGGAUGAAAUGUUACGAAGCCUGGGGCUUGCCUGGAAAAACAUAGCUGAAGCAAAUAUUAAGGAUUGUCAGAUCUGGGCGAUGAAUAAAUCAGGCUCAUCACGGUAUUCUCCUUACUUUUCUGUGCAUUUGGAAGUUUUCAUAAUGAACUAUUUAAAAAGCAAUAACAAAUACUUAUCCUCAUUAUUAAAGUAGCUUUAAUUUUUUGUUUAAUUUCCAAAUAGUAAGAGUAUUUAAAACUGCUUAAAGUCUCAAGAGACUACAUACCAGCCUAUUAAUACCAGAGAAAGGCGCUGAGAUUUGGGGCCAAGGAGAGAAGGGAAAGUUUCAUUUUUAACUUCACGUUUGUGUGGUGUUUGAAUGUUUUUAGAAUGUUACUUGGAUAAGAAAGUAAAAAUUAAAGCAAUACAUAAAAGACAUUUUACUAAAAGAUCUGCAUGUCUUCACCAAAUGUUGGCAGUAAUUACUUCUUGGGAAGGUGAUUGUCUUGGGGAAGGGGCUAAUGGUGACGGGAGAUAUAUUUUUUACUCUAUGUUCUUCAUUUGUUUAAUAAGUAAUUUAAAAAUUCAAAUGCAAAGUUAAAUUAAUGCAUAUAAUUUGUAAAAGGUUUCAGGCAAGACAAAAAUAUGUAAAGAGAGUGAAUACACCACCAAAUAUUUUAACAAAAUUUAAUAAAUUCAGGUUACAAGCCCCUGGUUCACAACAUGAUUUUUAAUGGCUGCAAAGAAUUUCAUUCUACAAAAGUGCUAUAAUCAACUAAGGCAUCUUUAGGUUGCUUCCAUCUUUUAAGAUUAAAAACAAUGAAACAAUGAACAUCUUGCCAUCAUCCUUAAUUUUUUCCUUAAGAUAGAAAUUCCUAGAAGUGGAAUUUCUGAUCCAGAGGAGUUGAGUAAGUUUUGGAUAUUUACUCUGUAGAUAUGACUUGUUACUAUGAGGUUAUACUGCAUCAGGGUGGGCCCUACCCAAUGUCUGGUGUCCUUAUAAGAAGAGGGAAUUUUGGACACAGAGAUAGAAUGCAAGGUGAAAACACAAACACACACAAAAGGAAGCCCCAGUUUAUGGUACUUAGUUUUGGCAGCAAAAGAAGGACAGCAGCCUAAAUAUCCACUAGUAAGGGACCUCUCUUAAAUUAUGGUAUAUUUACUCUGUGGACCACUAUGCAGCCACUAAAAAAAAUAAAAAGAUCACCAGUAUACAUUGUCAAAUGAAAAAUAAAAGCUGUGGAACAUCAUUCAUGAUAGGAUACCACUUAUAUAGAAAGAGUGGAGAUAUGCUUGCAUAUGAAUUGAAUUAUCUCUAGGCUUGUAACACUAGUGACUUCUGAGGAGGGAAAUUGAGGAAUUGGUGUCUGAGGGGAAGAGACUUUUCUGUUUAUUGCUUUUUAGCUUUCAUGUGUGAUUUGUGUGCUGCCUUUUAUAUUCUCUGCCCAAUUUUCCUUGGAGAGGGGCGAGUCAUUGGGAUUUGACCUUUUAUCAUUGAUUUCAAAAGUUUAAGAUGUCAAUAUAUUUUUUCUGUUAUUUUAUUGUUAUUGUAAUUCUAAAAGUAACAUAGGCUCCUGUUAAAAAUGUAUAGAAGGCCCAGCUGGCAUAGCUCAGUGGUUGAGUGUUGACCAAAGAACCAGAAGGUCAUGGACAUAUGCUUGGGUUGUGGGGCUUGGUCCCCAGUGUGGGCCUUGCAGGAGGCAGCCAAUCAAUGAUUCUCUCUCAUCAUUGAUGUUUCUAUCUCUCUCUCCCUCGCCCUUAUUCUCUGAAACCAUUAAAAAAAUGUAUAUU